Molecule: messenger RNA, 900 nt
Organism: Osmia bicornis bicornis
Lineage: Eukaryota; Metazoa; Arthropoda; Insecta; Hymenoptera; Megachilidae
Product: inosine triphosphate pyrophosphatase
Exons: 2
Coding region: 60-629 (189 amino acids)
Biological process (GO): nucleoside triphosphate catabolic process
Cellular component (GO): cytoplasm
Molecular function (GO): nucleoside triphosphate diphosphatase activity
Source: RefSeq, a predicted model, not a curated record
UGCCGAGUAAACACGUUGUUCCGCAAGUGAACCUACCGCUUGCUGAAAUCAUUGAAAGUAUGUCGAAACCAAUAGUGUUUGUAACCGGAAACGCAAAGAAGCUGGAGGAAUUCGUGGCCAUCUUGGGGAAGAAUUUUCCACGAGAAAUCACCAGCCAAAAGAUUGAUCUUCCAGAAUAUCAGGGAGAAAUCGAUGAUAUUUGUCGAAACAAAUGUAAAGCAGCAGCUAAUUUAAUAAAAGGCCCAAUAAUCAUCGAAGACACAUGUUUGUGUUUUAAUUCGAUGAAAGGUUUGCCUGGACCUUACAUCAAAUGGUUCUUAGAAAAACUAGGACCAGAAGGUCUUUACCAAAUGUUACACGGUUGGGAAGAUAAAUCAGCGGAGGCGGUUUGCACCUUCGCUUAUUGCAAUGGAGAACCGGAAGAUCCGGUAAUAUUGUUUCAGGGUCGAACUCAAGGAACCAUCGUGAGUCCUCGAGGACCACGAGACUUUGGUUGGGACCCCUGUUUCCAACCCCUGGACAACGACAAAACUUAUGCAGAAUUACCAAAAGAAGUGAAGAAUCAAAUUUCUCAUCGAAGCAAAGCGCUGGAAAAAUUAAAAGAAUAUUUUAUGAAAAAUACUCAAUGAUGUUCCGGGGGAAACAGUAUUAAUUUAUUUCUAUAUAUAUUUAUAGUAAUUACUGUGUAUUUUAUUUAAUAAAUGAUUAAGUAUCACUGAAAAACACGGUCAGCAUGUUGACCCAGCAAAUAUUCUUGUCAUUAUCAAAUUAACGUUAAAAACAUAUUCGGAUGAUAGUCGAUGGACCCUGUUUUCAGUUUAAUAAUCUAAAUAUACAUACAAUGUUUAUUAUUGUAUCUACGUAAUUUCCUCAUUUUGGAUUCUAAUUGUAAUUUAUAGA